This is a messenger RNA of Glycine soja, 2193 nucleotides long. RefSeq names its product IAA-alanine resistance protein 1-like. Gene Ontology annotation, cellular component: membrane. Gene Ontology annotation, molecular function: zinc ion transmembrane transporter activity. The coding region runs from base 315 to 1772 and encodes 485 amino acids. NCBI's taxonomy places the organism in Eukaryota, Viridiplantae, Streptophyta, Magnoliopsida, Fabales, Fabaceae. The transcript is spliced from 11 exons. Gene Ontology annotation, biological process: intracellular zinc ion homeostasis; zinc ion transmembrane transport. The record is from RefSeq and is a predicted model, not a curated record.
AGGGAAAGAGACAAAAAAGACAUAGUGAAAGAACCUGGAACCUGCUCUGCACUGCACUGAUGCUUAUGCUAGUCCUGCCACCACUGCAACAUCGAUAAAAGAGAAAGAAAACGGGAAAUUAGUGCGUGCAAUUUUGGAAAAUAAAAUAAAAUAAAAAUAUUGGAGUGCUAAAUAUGGAUGUAGUAACGUUCGGAAUCAUAGUUAGCAUUAUCGUUCUCUUCUUAGUCAUUGUUUGCUACAUCACCAUCGAAGGCACUUGCAAGUCACGCUCUUAACACUAACACUCUUCAAUCUCUCUCUAUUUUUUCAAUUUCAUGGCAUUGGGUAGAAACAAGACUGUCCAAUUAGCAUUGCUUCUCCUCUGUUUGGAUCUGGGAAUAGCGCAUCAGCAUCAGGGUCACUCCCCUUCCCAUUCUGGUUUCUGUGCUUCCGAUGCCCAUAAUCACUGCGGUGAUGACCAUCAUCAUGACCAUGGCCAUGCGCAUGACCAUAAUAAGGACAAGAUUGAUGCUAGGUCGAAGCUUCUUCCCGAAGAGUUAGCGGAGGAGGAGGAUAUGAAACUCUAUGGCUUCGGUUUUCCCCAUCACCAUCACCACGAUCACGAUAUCGAGGCUGCAGAACUAUCCGGUUUAGGCCUUUGGUUGAAUGCAUUGGGCUGUUCAUUUCUGGUGAGCAUGGCUUCUCUUGUUUGUCUGAUUAUCCUGCCUGUAAUUUUUGUUCAAGGGAAACCAUCAAAGGCUGUAGUUGAUUCAUUGGCUUUAUUUGGGGCAGGAGCUAUGUUGGGGGAUGCAUUUCUUCACCAAUUACCACAUGCUUUUGGUGGAGAACACUCCCAUUCUCAUGGUGACCAUGGAGAUCAUGACCAUCAUGAUAGUUCUGGACAUGAUCAUGCACAUUCUUUAGCCGAUCUUUCCAUAGGAAUAUCCAUCCUUGCUGGAAUUGUACUCUUUCUUCUUGUGGAGAAGUUAGUGAGGUAUGUUGAAGAAAACUCAGGAAGAGCUAAUUCAUGGACACAUGGACACCACCACCAUCACCACAAUAGCAAGGAAAAAUUGAAAGAUGAUAACAGUUCUACUGCCAACUUUCAGUCAGAAUCUAAUAAUGCAAAAGAAGAGAGAUUGAUAGAUGAGAGAAAAGAAGACGAUCAAGUGUCACUUGACUCCUUGAAGGGAGAUAAUCCAUCUCAAUCUGAAACCUCACUCAGAAAGAGAAUUGGAAGCAAUGUGACCAAAGGUGAUAAUCUCGACGAUAAUACUGUAGAUAGUGCCACAUAUAAUGUAAAAUCUUCAAAUGUUAAGGAACCAGUUAGAUCACCAACAAGUCUUGUGUUUGGUUAUCUCAAUCUUUUCUCUGAUGGAGUGCAUAACUUCACCGAUGGAAUGGCUUUAGGAAGUGCAUUCUUGCUUUAUGGAUCUGUUGGUGGCUGGUCUAGAACUAUGUUUUUGCUGGCACAUGAGCUUCCUCAAGAGAUUGGUGAUUUUGGCAUUCUGAUAAGAUCUGGUUUCAGCAUACCAAAAGCGUUGUUCUUCAACUUUCUGUCAGCACUAGUGGCACUUGCGGGGACUGCAUUGGCUCUGCUGUGGGGGAAAGAUCCUGGACAGUCAUCUUUGAUUGAGGGAUUUACAGCAGGUGGAUUUAUAUACAUUGCAAUUGCGGGAGUACUUGCAGAAAUGAAUAACGGUGGGAAUACAACAUUAAGAAGUACUGUUGUCCAAAUAAUCUCCCUGACCAUUGGCAUGGCUGUUGCCCUUGGUAUUUCCCUUGUAGAAUGAAUGGAAAUUGGUCUCUAUAGGACUUGCAUGUCUUGAUUCCUGAUUUGCCAAUUAUUUCACAAAAAAUAUGCCAACCAGUUUACAAAUGUUCUCUUUAUAUUUUUGCUUUAUGCUAAACGGUGAACCCAGAAAAGCUUGUAGGGAGGAGGAACUGAGAGAAAAUGAUGGAUCAAACAGAAUGGUCAGGCUUUAACACCAAAUGAUUCCUUACUCCCUAACAGAGUGAACUUUGUACAGUACAUGUUUUUUCUUUUCGUCGUUAAUACUAACCUAUCACAAGCCGUUUGUCUUUGUCAAACUAUGUAUUUUGUAACAUUUUUCUUUCUUAUGAGCUGUAUAGCAGUCAAAAUGCUUUCCUCUUCUGAUGCACGUUAAAUGAAGACACUGAUUGUGUCUGAUGGAUUUUGUACCUUUUUUCUUC